CUGCAGCCGCCGCCAUUUUGGUCAAGCCGCGAAGGGAGGAGGCGUCUCUCGCUGUGACAGGCCGGCGAGCCCGAGGGGCGGGGCGAGGCAAAGCAGCUGCCGGCAACAUUGAAAAAUGGAAAGGCUGUGCCUCUAGCGAGUGUGUGUCGGAGUUCGGUGGACUUUGCGGCUGUGUGUUCGGUCGCUGGCUGCCUGCAGCGUUCUGGGGGCUGUGCGUGGCAGCAAGCUCUGCAACGCUUUCAUGUCAGUGAGUCCGACCAUCCACCUAACGGUCAAAUUCACUCAUAAACUGUGUUUCCAAAUGCUGUAUGCACGUUUCCUAAAAACCUGGAGGGAUGGUGGCUCCCCUGCUUUCCUAGGGAGCCCGUCCCAAUACCUGCUCGUUCUCUCCGUGAAGUUCUUUGUGAUCUCCACGUUACGCCUCACCUGGCACAGCCUGGUACCGUUUCCCUGCAUCCUCUCAUUUGUUGCCUGGGAGAAGAGCCAGCUCCUUGCCACCUCCUCUGAGGGAGACGUACAGCAUCCUGUGCAAUUCUCAGUGAGCUCUGCUGUGGAUUCGCCUUGCUGCCUGAAUGCCCUCAUGAGGAAUGGGCUUGGAAGUUCGUUUUUUGUGAUACCGGAUCUCACAGCCAAGUCAUGCCAAGUCUGACAUGUGAAAGAGAAAUGGAAUAGAAGCUAUUAUCCAAAGCAUCUCUCCAGCUGGACAUGCAUGGAGUUAUGCAUGUGUCAGCAGCACGGAUUCCAUUACACAGGGAACAAAAAACAUGUCCUGUUGGUGUGGAGUAGGCAAAGCAGAAGGAUCCAGCCCCAGGAAAAAUAUAACUUCUGAUGACAUUUCAGCUUUUUAGCUGAUUGCACUUCCUCUACUUGGAGACAGCCUCUGUCACCCAGCAGCCAAUGGUUACCUGAUGUGAGAACUGACUUCUGCAAGUGUGGUACGGUUCCCUAGUGUGGAGUGCAUAGUGGCAUCUGGGACAACACCAUCCCAGAGGAUGAAUUUGCAUUUCUAGAAAGAAGCUUGUUCAGAUUCUUCACUUGCAGGAACAUGUGUAGUGGCUGGAAGCAAGGCAUUGCCAGCAGGGCUGAGUGACAUUUUUAGGUGGAUCAAGCUCCAGACUUGAAGACACACCCUGUGAACAACUGAAAAGGGAAGAAUCUUUCCAAAAUUUCAAUAUCUCCUAAACAGCUAUUAACUUGUUUAUGUUACUUUACACAAGGUGUGUAGUUCACAGUCCAAAUCAGAGUGUGAUUUUACAUACUGCUGUGUUCUAUCUGCCUCUGUUCUCAUCUGACUUCAUUAUUCCGAAGUACUUAUCAACUAGGAAGAAAUUCAGACAUCUUCAUCAAGGAAGUCAAAUUUUAGCCUAAUUUCCAUGAAACCUAGCAUUGUUUGUAAAUGUGUCAACCAAGUACCAAGAGAAGAUUUAUCACUUCAGAGUUCAAGACACUAUUGUGCCAUACAACACCACCAAAAUGCUACCGCCUCUGCCACAGAGGUGGCACAUAACUGCCACCCAUUGCACACAGCACUCAUUGUGCUCUAGGACCCUGCUCAGAAGAGUUUGAGUCUUGGACAACUGAAUGAAAAGAAAAAUGUGAUCUAUAAGGUCAAACACAGAGAGAAGAAUAUGAAAUGACACAUUUCAUCUCUUCUGAAUAAAUGAAGAAAGCGACUAUGAAAGCACAUCAUCUUCCUUCUUUUGCCAUCAAUGAGGAGAAGUUUAUAACCAGAGAACAGCUCCAUUCUCUUCUGAAGACCUAUAACUCUUACUAUUCUGAUCAAGAAAAUCUGCAACUAUCAUAUGAUCAGCGAGAAGGAGGUAAACCAUUUAUUGAAGGAAUCUUAUCAAUAUUUUGGGGAGUUCGACAUCCUAUCCGCUUACAAAUUCAGGAUGAGAAGCAGAUACCCUCUUUUGUAACCUUGAAGUCAACAGAGAAUGUGGGCUUGUUCCCCAGUAAAAGGGGAAUGACACGAUGGGGAGAAUUUGAUGAUCUGCAUCAUAUUAGCGGGGAGACAUUGAAAUCUACUGAAGAAAAGCUGAACUCUGAGAAAAGUUAUUCAUAUUAUGAAAGCAGUACUCUGAAGUCCAAGAGCGAGCAGGAACAUGACUGUGCUACUCUGCCCAGGGCGGUCAGCAGUACUGCAGCUGUAAGGAAGAGGACCAAGUUCUCCAUGAUUGCAAGAACAGAAGUGGAAACUCACAGAUUUUCUAUUAAUGGCCACUUCUACAACUAUGAGACGUCUGUUUUCACUCCAGCUUCUGGAUCAGAAACCAAAAUAAGAAUUAACAGCCAUAUGAGAACAAGGGAAGUAAUAGAACAGUUGCUUCGAAAGUUCAAGAUAGAAAACAGUCCCCAUGAUUUUGCACUUUAUAUUAUCCAUGUGUCUGGAGAGAAGAAGCAGCUGAGGAGUGGAGACAUUCCCUUACUGCACAGACUCCUGCAGGGGCCAUCAGAGGAGGCUGCCAAGUUUUUUCUCAUGGACAGGGAUGUGGAAGAGGUCAGCAGUGAUGUUGCUCAAUAUAUUCAAUUUCAUCUUCCCUUUUUGGAAUCAAUUCUGCAAAGAAUAAAAGAAGAGGAAGAACAGGAGAUUCAACAGACAAUUGCAAAAUACUUUAAAGAGAAGCAUGCGAUAUGCCAGCACCUUCAAAAUCGAACUUUUAAAAAAACAGAGACUACUGUUUGAUGUGAAUGGCAUAUUGCAACUACCACCCACUGCCUUUGGCAAAGGAAAGUCUGUGUUUUCUUGAGUGUGCCAUCACCGAGGAGCACUUAACGCACAAGGGUGUGCAAAGUGCUCCUUUUGACAAUUAUGCAACUGAAACUGCACACACUCCACUAUGACUCUGGAAUACAAGUUGGGGACCACCUAAGAAGAUGAACUAAAUCAUCCAAAAGAUGAAGUCUGAAUCUUAACUUGAAACUUCAGAUUGGGAAAAAUCCUGUGCUGAAAAGCACAAGGCUUUAAAAUCUUCUAAUUUCCAAACCAUGACCAGAAGUCUAGUAUACAGACAAAAUGUUGCAAUAACCAGUGUGCUAAUCAUGCCAAAAAUAAGAAAAUAAACUAUAUGACUUUCCUCCUAUUAGAAAAAAAUGAUAAAUUUUAUUAGGAUGAAGCUUUUCUGUAGAGUUAAGUGGCAAAAGGUAUUUAUGUAUCUAAGAUCACAGUUAGGCAUCUCACAUAGCUUACAAAAACACCAACACAAGAAAGACCUGAAAGCCCAGUGGUUUCCAAUUGGUAGGUAUCUAACUCAUAUAACUUUUGAGUUAAAGUUUGAAAAAUAUAAAUUGAAGUCCACAAUCUUCAUGGCUACUCAGCUCUUAAAUGUAUUAGCAUAAGUAUCUCUGACAUGUAUUUUAAGCUGCAAAGAGUUCUCACUAAGUAUUGUGGCAUUUGCUUGACUGGGUGCUACAAGGCACCCCAUGUCUUUUUUCAUUGAGACAGAUUAUUCCAUAUUAUUUCCUGUGUUUUCUAUUUGGAGAAGGAGAAGUGUUUAGUGAGAAGUUGACAUCACGGCUCUUAUAGGAUGGGGUUGGCAUCCUUCUGCAGAUACAGUUUUUGGACAGUCUGACAGUUGCACAGCAUACAGCAUUCCUCUGUCAGAUCCUGUGUGGUUCAGUCAUGCUGAAUAGUAAAGUCCAAAUUGUAGAGAUGUAAAAAAAUGUGCACAGUUAAGUGCCCUCCUGUAGUACCGUCUUUUUAAUGUGAUGCCUGUGUUUUGUACCAGCUGCGUUUGGUUUCUGCAGAUGACAGGAUACCCGUGCUGAGAGGGAGGGAACUGGUGUACAGAAAAUGAUGUCUAGAAAUCCUGUGUAAUUAAUCAAGUGUGAAAAGCUGUACUCCCUGUGAGGUGACUUUACUUGGAUGGUAACUCAAAAAUGGGAAGUCAUCGUGUUAAUUAAACUACUGUGCUUGGGGCAGGUGCUUAUUUUAAUAUGCAGUCUAUUAUAGUCCUACACAGGAAAUUAUUAUGGUCAAGGGAGCACAGAGGGAAGAAAUAAAAAUAAUUCAGUAGUCAAGCAAGAUGCGUGGCAUUUGUAACAGUUGCCUUGGGUGUGCCAGUUCAUUGAAACAACAGAAUUAUGCGCACAGGUGUCACUGAAAUUUCACAGGUGAACCAUUUAAAUACUGAUUAGCCAAGUGUUUAGGAGAUAGGAAACUCACCAUAAAACAUUACAGGUUGGACUUGUAAGGUCAAAUUUCAGUGAAGUCUAAGUUGGUCUACGGUCGUGUCUUGUUUUUGUCCAAAACCAAGUAGGUGUUGUCAGCUUGAAGCAAAUCAAGCACUGUCAUCUUUUGUUCACCUGCGGACACGUGUGUUUUAGCACCAGCUGGCCAUACUGAGACACUAGAAACUAAGCUAAGGGAAGGGAACAGACUCCUUGGACUGGAUUUCUUGCCUUGUUCUGCCUAAAUUACUCUAAGGAGCAAAUCUGUGAAACGCAGAGCAGUAUGCAGAUAGCUCAAAGUUAGGAGUAGGGAGAAAAUCUAGCCUGCACUCAAAAAACUGCAAGUGCAGCAGGGCUUUCUGCUGCAUUGCUGCAUCUUCUGAUUGUUUUAACCAGAAAAAAGUAUUUAAGGUUUUUUUAUGUAGCUAACCUAUUUCUGUUGUGCUCCACUUGGUAAAUGCUUGUGGCUGUAAGAAUGUGCAGUGUGAAAGUAAUGGAGCAUUAUAUAGUCAUAAUUCUUUGGUCUGAGAUUUGAAAAACUAAAGACAGUGUCAGUGCACUGACCAUGUGGAAAAGCAUUUGCAAAGCAGAUUGUCUAAUCCUAUACGUUCCUUAAUUGAGUCAUUUUUUGCCAUAAUCUGAUGUUAAAUACUUGGAUCCUGUUGAGUUCACUUGUCUUGCUGAACUGGGACUAAAUGGUACUGGAAAACUAACAAUGGAGCCUGGCACAAAUACAAAUGUAGGUUGCUGGAUUUAAAGCACUAGUGAAAUAAAGCUGCUGUGUCAUGGU
This is a messenger RNA of Gallus gallus (chicken), 4960 nucleotides long. It is a transcript of the gene RASSF6, whose product is annotated as Ras association domain family member 6. The coding region runs from base 1661 to 2686 and encodes 341 amino acids. Gene Ontology annotation, biological process: signal transduction. Lineage: Eukaryota; Metazoa; Chordata; Aves; Galliformes; Phasianidae. The record is from RefSeq and is a predicted model, not a curated record. The transcript is spliced from 14 exons.